AUGUACUUAAUUCCUUUCAACGAAACAUUUGUCAGAUAUCAAUACCUAAACCUUGUCAACUUCUUGGAAAAUGGCGUAUGGGGUGGACCGGACCCGCAGCUGGAGAACGAGUUUCAGUGGAAGGGGUGGCUGCCAUUCUACCAGGGCACCAACGCACGCUUUAAUGGAAGGGAGAUCUGUGAUUGUUACCGUGAGGAACCUGCGGAACGCCGAGGGAACAUCGAAAAUCGAUACUAUCACAACGAAGUACUGGACGUCUGGGUCACUUUCUUUCAAUGGUUCAACCCCGCAUGUGGGCAUCAGGGUCACAACCUUACCUGGCUGAACGUCUCCGUGCCUCCGCCUCGGCUAGAUCGGGCUCCGAAACGUUAUGGCCAGACACCCGACGUGGACGAGUGGAGGAACUUGUAUCGGGAAGGGCGGCAUUUCCAAGAGAAGACGUCGGUGCGGUCUGAUGCUUCGGCCAUGCCCCUGACUUCCACGCUGCAUCUUCUU
Messenger RNA from Nannochloropsis gaditana CCMP526, 495 nucleotides. RefSeq lists its product as uncharacterized. The transcript is spliced from 2 exons. The annotation marks the transcript as partial. The record is from RefSeq and is a predicted model, not a curated record.